Messenger RNA from Plasmodium gallinaceum, 792 nucleotides. Its product is annotated as cytosolic glyoxalase II, putative. Lineage: Eukaryota; Apicomplexa; Aconoidasida; Haemosporida; Plasmodiidae. The record is from RefSeq and is a predicted model, not a curated record. Gene Ontology annotation, molecular function: hydroxyacylglutathione hydrolase activity. The transcript is spliced from 7 exons. The coding region runs from base 1 to 792 and encodes 263 amino acids.
AUGAAGCCAAGUGCUGAAAUACAUGUUGUUCCUGUUUUAAGUGAUAACUUUUCCUACAUUAUAAUUGAUGAAAUAACAAGAAAAGCAGCAUGCGUAGAUCCAGCUGAACCAGAAAAAGUUUUGAGAAAGAUAGAAAAUUUAAAUGUUGAAUUGGAAUAUGUUUUGUGUACACAUCAUCAUAUAGAUCAUUCAGGAGGAAAUGUAUAUAUAAGAAACUUAAAAGAAAAUAUAAAAGUGGUUGGAUCUGCAUAUGAACCAACUCCAGGAGUAAAUCAGAAAAUUUAUGAUGAGCAAAUUAUACAUUUAGGAGAAUUAAUUAUUAAGGCUAUUCAUGCGCCAUGUCAUACAAAGGGGCAUAUAUUAUAUUAUGUUUAUAAAGUAGAUAAAAAUGAAAAAGAAGAUGUAAAUUAUAAACCUAUUUUAUUUACUGGGGAUACCCUAUUUAUAGCUGGUUGUGGCAGAUUUUUUGAAGGAAGUGCAAAAGAUAUGUUCAGAAAUAUAGAAAAAAUAAAAAGCUUGAGAAAAGAAACAUUAAUUUAUUGUGGUCAUGAGUAUACUUUCAAUAAUUUAAAGUUUGCUUUAACCAUAGAAAAAGACAAUGAAUACAUGAGAAAUAAAUUGAAAGAGGUUGAACAAAAAAUUAGAAAUAAAAAGCAUUCAGUUCCAUCAACAGUAGAAGAAGAAAAUUUAAUAAACCCAUUUUUUAGGACACAAUAUUAUAUAAAUAAAUUUAAUACAAAUGAUGAAAUAAAGAUUUUAGAUAAAUUAAGGGAAUUAAAAAAUAAUUUUUAA